Molecule: messenger RNA, 856 nt
Organism: Chaetomium fimeti
Lineage: Eukaryota; Fungi; Ascomycota; Sordariomycetes; Sordariales; Chaetomiaceae
Product: nucleophile aminohydrolase
Exons: 4
Coding region: 162-773 (203 amino acids)
Biological process (GO): proteasomal protein catabolic process
Cellular component (GO): cytosol; proteasome core complex; proteasome core complex, beta-subunit complex
Source: RefSeq, a predicted model, not a curated record
AGUGUCUGUGCGCUCAGGCUGAAGCUCCAAGUGCGCGUUCCCUCCUGCCUGCCUGAGCUCCAGCGAGAAAGCAAGCUGAGGAAGAAGGGAAGCUUGCCAAACACCAGCAACAACACCACCAGCACCCAACCACCACAUCUUUCGACAACGAAAACGCCAAGAUGGAGGUUCUGCUCGGCAUCACAGGCAAGGACUUUACCUUGAUCGCGGCCUCCAAGGCCGCGAUGCGCGGGGCGACGAUCUUGAAGGUUUCCGACGACAAGACGAGGCAGCUGAACAAGCACACAUUGAUGGCAUUCUCUGGCGAGGCCGGUGACACGGUACAGUUCGCCGAAUACAUUCAAGCCAACGCCCAGCUUUACUCGAUGCGCAAUGAAACCGAUCUUUCUCCUUCAGCGCUGGCCAACUUUGUGCGCGGCGAGCUGGCGUCGAGUCUUCGGUCGCGGAAGCCCUACAACGUCAACCUCCUCCUUGGAGGGGUUGAUCCCAUCACACACAAGCCAAGCCUGUACUGGCUGGAUUAUCUUGCGUCGCUGGCCCCAGUACCCUACGCAGCGCACGGCUACGCCCAAUACUACUGCCUCUCCCUCCUCGACAAACACCAUCAACCCGACAUCUCCCUAGAGCGGGGCAUGGAGCUCCUUAGGCUCUGCGCAGACGAACUGAAGAGGAGGUUACCGAUAGACUUCAAGGGCUUGAUUGUCAAGGUCGUUACAAAGGAUGGGAUCGAGGUCAAGCCAUUCGACGAAGACGCGGUGGUGAGGGGCACUUGAUUGUCGGAGCGGGUGGGGAGUCUGGCGGGAAUAAACUGUGUAUGAUACCUAGCAAGGGGCGUCGGUAUGCAUUUGACGCCUAC